AUGCUGUUAGAAUUGAUAUCUUAUGCAGGAACCGUAUCAGGGUUUCUUUUUUUAACACUUUCAAUUGCAUCGGGUUUAUACUACAUUAGUGAACUUGUUGAAGAACACACAGAACCCACAAGACGGUUUCUCACAAGGGCUAUUUAUGGUAUAAUAUUAAUAUUAAUUCUGCUACUGUUACUAGACGGUUUUCCGUUCAAACUUACACUUUUUUCCAUUGCAUGUUACAUAGUAUAUUACCAAAACUUAAAAAGUUUCCCAUUUAUUUCGUUAACCAGCCCAACUUUCCUGUUAAGUUGCGUAUGUGUGGUCUUGAAUCACUACUUCUGGUUCAAAUAUUUUAAUGAUACGGAAGUUCCUCCACAGUUCAAAUUUGAUCCAAAUUAUAUACCACGCAGACGUGCUAGUUUCGCUGAAGUAGCCUCAUUUUUUGGUAUAUGCGUUUGGUUCAUACCAUUUGCCUUAUUUGUUUCUCUGUCAGCUGGUGAUUAUGUGCUACCAACGACUAGUGAGCAACAUAUGGCUAAGAAAAAUGAUGACAUCACAACGAACAACCAGCCAAAAUUUCGUAAAAGAGCUGUUGGUUUAGCUCGUGUAGUCAUCAACUCGGUAAGGAAGUACAUAUACUCUCUAGCCCGUGUAUUCGGUUAUGAGAUAGAACCUGACUUUGAUAGAUUGGCUGUUUAG
This is a messenger RNA of Saccharomyces paradoxus, 687 nucleotides long. RefSeq names its product Svp26p (gene SVP26). Gene Ontology annotation, molecular function: COPII receptor activity. The transcript has a single exon. Gene Ontology annotation, cellular component: endoplasmic reticulum membrane; Golgi membrane; COPII-coated ER to Golgi transport vesicle. The coding region runs from base 1 to 687 and encodes 228 amino acids. The record is from RefSeq and is a predicted model, not a curated record. NCBI's taxonomy places the organism in Eukaryota, Fungi, Ascomycota, Saccharomycetes, Saccharomycetales, Saccharomycetaceae. Gene Ontology annotation, biological process: endoplasmic reticulum to Golgi vesicle-mediated transport.